Messenger RNA from Silurus meridionalis, 1292 nucleotides. Its product is annotated as butyrophilin-like protein 1. Bases 226 to 648 code for a protein of 140 amino acids. The record is from RefSeq and is a predicted model, not a curated record. The transcript has 5 exons. Lineage: Eukaryota; Metazoa; Chordata; Actinopteri; Siluriformes; Siluridae.
AACAGAGACUCUGCUCCUUUACACUUCCUGCUGUAACUCACUAUAACAGGAGCAAUUUAUGUGUUUGUGUACAGGAAACAUUUUAUACACAGUGUUUAAUCUGUAAUGCGGUAAAUAGUGAAUAUGAGGAGCAGUGAAAUGUGGACACACUUCAGCUAAAGCAGCUGAGAUGUUUAUAUGAAGAACAGAAAAGGAGUUUAUUAGUUUCUACAGAAAGAGAUAAAGAUGGCCGCUGCAGCAAGCAAUGAGUUUAAACUCAUUGGUCCCGGUGAUAGAGAGAAGUAUAAUCCUUCUGCUGUCACUCUCUCAUGUCGUCUGUCUCCUGAAAUCAGUGCUGUUAACAUGGAGAUCCGGUGGUUUAAGGAGACAGACUGUGUUUGUGUCUAUAAGAACAGACAGGUGACAGAGGGGAGAGGAUACGAGGGCAGAGUGAAUCUGUUCACUCAGGAGUUGGAGAGAGGAAACGUCUCCUUACAGCUGAGAGACUGUAAAAGUUCAGAUAGAGGAAAUUAUCUGUGUCAGGUCACUGAUGGAGACAGAACAGAGGAGAUUACAGUACAGAUGAGGAUUUCAGAAUCGGAGGAGAUGAUGAGACGUGAGUAUAAGAGACUUUUCUCUGAUAGUGAUGUCUUGAUGCUGCAUGAAUAAUAGAUGUAUUGUGCAGAUGAAAUAGAUUACACUGUGCUGUGUGUUCAGACUGCAAUAGCACAUAGAUAUAUGAGCAUCAUGAGCAUAGUGUAGUAACACAACAGACUGUGAUCACUGACAGAACAUUCAUCAUGCUGUUGUCUAGUUUAUCAUUAGUGUUAUAGUAAUGACACUAAAACACUGAGAACCAAAACAACACACAAUGAUCACUAAUAUUGUGCAGCUGGUUUGUUCUGUAGACUGUGUGCUGUGUGUGAAUGAACACAGUCAGAAUGAACACAGUUACACUGCCACAUCCAAUCAGACAGAGCUACAGUGUGAGCUAACAGCUAACGCUAACUAAAACACAAGCUCUUGUUGAAAGUGAGAUGUUUUGCUCUUUUACUUUGUGCUCAGUAACUGUUACAGUCACACUGAUGACAAAUCAACUCCAAUAUACGUAUUUAACACAAUGAAAAUACAACAUGUAGAACAAUUCAUCAUAAACAUUAGUGAAAGUGUGUAGAGUUCUGAGAGAAAGAAUAAAAGUCCACCAGCAUGAGCUCAGAGGUUUUAUCCAAUAGAUAAACACACAGAUACACUUCAAGAACAAAGGAGCAGAUUACAGUUAGAUAAAAAGUAGAUGAUGGACAGAUGAGACAAAG